Carassius carassius (crucian carp) is the source of this 1333-nucleotide messenger RNA. Its product is annotated as somatomedin-B and thrombospondin type-1 domain-containing protein. The transcript has 5 exons. The record is from RefSeq and is a predicted model, not a curated record. Bases 414 to 1208 code for a protein of 264 amino acids. NCBI's taxonomy places the organism in Eukaryota, Metazoa, Chordata, Actinopteri, Cypriniformes, Cyprinidae.
CAAGCUUUAGAAACAGACUGGGCACUGGUUUGAGAUCAGUUUGCUGUGGUACAACAGGGCGUAGCAGCCAAAAGGGCAGUAUAGAGAGAGAGAGAGAGAGAGAGAGCUUUCACACACCCUUCACUCAAACAACAUUUCCCCACCUCUCUUUUUCUCUACCUCGUUCACUUUUGUGUGCUGGAACAAGGGCAGAGACGCUCCAGACGGAUUUUUACAAAAACAUUAAAUUGCCACAGAAUAUAGUUUUCCUUUCAGCCCAACCAAAAGAAGAGUUGUUUGGUCACAAGGAUUCAUCCGACAAGCAUGACUUCACCUGUGACAGAUUCAUUUCCUCUCCAGGAAUGAGACCUGUAGCACUGACUUCAAGAGGAACCAAAGACAGUAACAAGGACUUUUUAGAGCUCUUUUAGGAAAUGAUGGGCUUGUUGUCACUGGACUGGAAUGGUCUUCUGGUGAUGGUCGCUGUUUUUGGGAUGUACCAGUUUGCAGAAGGCGGAUGCUCAGGAAGGUGCUGUCAAGGUACAGAUUUCACCUGUGUCACUACUGACUGGAGGAUGGACCGUGUCUAUGGGACGUGUUAUUGUGAUGAGAGGUGUUUAAAGACUAAAGACUGCUGCUUUGACUACCCAACAGAGUGUCCAGCUCAGUCGUGUGUAGUGAGUGAGUGGAGUCACUGGAGUGGGUGCGCACAACCCUGCCAGCCCUCAUUCCGGGUCCGGAGACGGAGCGUUCAGAGACUGCCCCAAAACAGCGGACAGGCCUGUCCGAGGCUGGAGGAACAGGCCGGAUGCAUGCAGUAUCAGGACCGCAAGGGACAGUUUUGCACUUCUGUGCAAGGAGCAGCAUUUAUAACAACAAUGGAGUACAGCAAAGGCAGAACACAUGAUUUGUAUGGGGCCCCAGUGGAUGCUGGUUUCUGUAUGGAGUUCAAGAUGGAGUCUCUGACAGCACAGUGCAUGGUGGAGAACAGACCCUACACGCGCUGGAUGCAGUACUUGAGGGAGGGCUACACCGUCUGUGUGGCCUGCCAGCCUCCGGCGAUGAACAACCGCAGUCAGAGCUGCCAAGGAGAUGGUAGCUUAGCUGAGAGGGAUGAGCUUCUACACUGGCAGGCAGUGGGCAGCCCUCGCUGCAGAGGAACAUGGAGGAAAGUACAGAGACUACAACACUGCUCCUGUCCACUUGUGCACAGCUUCAUUUUCAUUUAAACACACCUAAGAUGAUUCUUCACUCCCUUGUUAAAGUCCACAAAUGAACAUUAUAUUACAUAACUCAGAAAACCAAACAAAUCACACUUUCACAUACAUUUAUUAAAAUCUCUUAAAUUUUUACA